Salpingoeca rosetta is the source of this 1834-nucleotide messenger RNA. Its product is annotated as monoamine oxidase. Gene Ontology annotation, molecular function: oxidoreductase activity. The record is from RefSeq and is a predicted model, not a curated record. The transcript has a single exon. Bases 9 to 1703 code for a protein of 564 amino acids. NCBI's taxonomy places the organism in Eukaryota, Choanoflagellata, Craspedida, Salpingoecidae.
ACGGGCACAUGGGCGAGCGCGUGAUCGUUGUGGGCGCGGGCCUGGCUGGGCUGGCUGCAGCGACACAGCUGCAUGAGGCUGGGUAUGAGGUGGUGGUGGUGGAGGGCCGAGACCGUGUAGGUGGCCGCGUGUGGACGGAUCGGAGCACAGGCAUUCCACUGGACAUGGGCGCAAGCUGGCUGCACGGCAUCAAGGGGAACCCGCUCUAUGAGCUGGCACAAGCCAUCGGCGCCCGCACUAGCGAGACAGACUAUGACAGAUUCGCAGCGUACGAGCGAGACGGCACCAGAGCCAGCAUGACUGCGCGUGAUCUGCAGCGGCUCGUGGACGUUGUCACCAAGCAGUGUGGCAAGGCAGCGAAGCGCCGAUCGACCGGCAACCUGCUCGAUGUCGUGCGCGACUUGUGGUCCAGGGGGAAGCUGGCGUUCCUCGGAUCCUGGGAGCGCGUGCUGCACGCCGUCAACUCCUACAUUGAGCACGACUUUGCGGCCGACAUGGCGUGCCUGUCUGCACAGCAGCCCUGGGAAGGCGACGACCUGCCGGAGCCCGAAGUCGUGUUUCCAGACGGCUUUGAUCAGCUCACAACACACCUAGCAAAGGCGCUGCCCUGUAUCCACCUCAACACCACCGUCACCAAGAUUAUCGACGUCGCGCGCAGCGAAAAGCGUGGCAUGGACAGUGACCGCAUGCCCGGCGCAGCGCACAAGCCGAGUAACAGUGCCGGUGACGCCCAACGUGGUGGCGCCACUGGAGAGCAAGCGGUGGCAACACAAGCGGUGGCAACGCACGCUGGUGUGACGCAAGAGGGUGUGGAGCGAGCGCAGGUGCAGGGACAAGGCAGUAGGGUGGCGGUAGAGGGCGGCAAACGAAAAUCCGCAGCUGUGUGCGUGGAGACGCAGGACGGGCGAUGGUUUGAGGCCGAUCGCAUCGUGGUGACGCUGCCAAUUGGGGUGCUGCGCGCCAACACAGUGGCGUUUGACCCGCCGCUUCCAGCAGACAAGCAGCGUGCCAUCGCCAACUUGGGCAGCGGCAUCCUCAACAAGGUCUGGCUUGUGUUUCCCUUCCCCUUUUGGGACACAGACAAGCACAUGCUGGUGUACCUGAGCGACCCGCCCGGCGAGUUUUCGCAGUGGUUCUACUUCCCCGACAUUGCAUCUGGCAACGCGCUGCUGGCGUUCAACGCAGGCUCCUUUGCGCGUGAUUGUGAAGACCGCAGCGACGACGAGCUGGCGCAGCACGCCCUCGCCAACCUUCGCCGUCUCGUCCACAGCAAGUGCCGCUCCUCGCGCACACCAUCAGCCUCCAGGGCUGCAGAUGCAACGGCAACAUCGACGACUGCAACAACGGCGCCAACGGCAACAACGACACCAUCGACUACAUCAGCAACGGCAACAACAACGGCAGCAUCAGUAACGGCAACAACGACGACAACACGUGUGCCCGAUCCAGAGCACGUGCUGGUGUCGCGAUGGCAUCGUGACCCGUUCAGCCUCGGCUCGUACAGCCACAUGCAGCCCGGUGCACAGCUGGAGCACCGCCAGCACUUGCAGAGCCCUGUUGCAUCUCGGCUGUUCUUUGCAGGAGAAGCGACGUCCCCUGACUUUCCCGGCACAACACACGGCGCAUACCUCACGGGUGUGCAGGCGGCCAAACAGCUCAUGCGCGCCACACAGCGCCAACGCGAAAGAAGAAGAAGGCGGUAAGCGGACUCUUGAUGGGUGGUGCAAGCAAGUGUGGGGCGAAGAGGGGAUUGAUUGAUGGAUUGGAUGGAUGGACUUGAUUGCUUGCUUGCGUGGUGUGCAGCGUGUGUGAUUUGCAUAAAGUGAAAGUGCAC